Molecule: messenger RNA, 10942 nt
Organism: Myxocyprinus asiaticus (Chinese sucker)
Lineage: Eukaryota; Metazoa; Chordata; Actinopteri; Cypriniformes; Catostomidae
Exons: 9
Coding region: 2680-9117 (2145 amino acids)
Cellular component (GO): nucleus
Molecular function (GO): protein binding; histone H4K20 methyltransferase activity
Source: RefSeq, a predicted model, not a curated record
UUAAUUGCGUAAAUCUUUAAAAUAGGCAAAAAUAUCUAUUUUUUUCUUUUUUUAGAGUAUAAGGGCAAUUAAAACACUUUGACUUCUUCGAUUUAAUUCAAGAUUAUGAUCUAUUCUUUGUUAAAGCUGAAAUAUGUUCCUUUUUCAGUGUUAAAAUACUUUCUCCUAUCCAGCAUAAUAUGCACAGACAACUACAAGUAAGCCAUUCAUAGAUUAAUUUUCUUGAAAGCUGUUAACACUGUGUCAUUGUGGCACUAUUAUAAUUCCUAUGUUUGUUUUGAGUGUCCUGCUUCAACCUUAAGGCCAAAGUAUACUUCGGGUGUCUGCGUUGCGGAUCCCUCUGCGCACAGUAUGUGUGACUCAAACUGCGUCAUCAGCACAGCCACCUAGAUUUUCUUGACUCGUGCACACGGUCUUCGUCUGUGCGCAUCGUCUGUGCUGGCCAUCGACUUCUAAAAGAGUGUCACAAAGCAGUCGUAGAGCACAUGCAUCCAACAUGUUGCUUUUCGUUCGCAGUAAGAAAAGUAUACUCAGAAAGGCAACACAGUAUACCUUUAGAUAGAUAGCCUUUAGACUAUCUGACUGUUUCAACAACAGCAGAUGUGGGGCGUAUUCAGAAAGCUGUUUUGAAUUUUACAGUUCCGUUUGGUGGCGCUAGUGUUGCAAAAAGUACAUACUUCAGCUUGUUAGUGUAAAAAUGGUUAUGGUACUACUAGUACUUGUAGUACAUAUACAUGUUUCUUAUGCCAAAAGAUGAUGAGGAGAAUUGUAGAAGUCUGUGAGGUAUAAAGGAAACAUCUGCCUCUGGUGUCCUAGACUUAGUGCUUGCACGACUUGCAGCUGUUUGAAUAUGUAACUAAUGGGUAGGGCUGGGCGAUUAAUCAAGUUUUAUUUUCAGUUACGAUUUUGGCUUCCAACGAUUAUGAAAACAAGAUAUUCGAGAUAAAACUAUUAUUGUGCUGCAUUCCGUUUCGCAGUUAAAUACCCGGCGUUAUAUCUUUAAAGCAUCCUUUAUUAAAGUUCAAAUAAUAAGGAAGCGGGUUAUGAAAAUAAACUUUGAAACUGGUAUUUCUCUGUGUGGUCAGUGCCGCGUCUAUGAGUUGCGUGAAGUGACCGGGGAAGAGAUUGAAUCUUCUCAUGGCUGAUGCACACUGGUGGGGGGACUCUUGUCACUCACACGCGUUUGCUGCAGCUAGAUUAUAACAUGAUGGCUUGCAGCAUAGUGAAUUAUACUGUAUGUGUCACGUUCACUGUGUGUAUCUUAUCAUGUAGAAAAUCGGUGAUGCGCAGCUCUAUUAAGAUGAGAAAGUCUGUUUUUUGUGAGUUAAAGAUGGAUUGAAGUGAAUAUAAAGGUGAGAGAAUGUAGUCUUAGCCCAUUAUACACUAGAACAAAAUACGGUUUUGAUUAGUCUGUUUUGGCUUGUUUUCCAAAAUCAUAUCUAAAACUCCUUUAAAACAACGUACAUUUACUUUAGAGCUAUACUGCAGAAGAAAAAAUUGUUAUCGGAGAAUGCUGAAUUAAAUAUUUAAUCAGGGCUCGACAUUAAGGGUUGUCCGGGACAAGCAGACUGAUUAAAACGUCAAUAACAAAAAAUAACCAGCUAUAUUUGUGAUAGCCUAGAAAGUUCAUAUUCUUAUUCUGCUGUUGAAAAUAAUCCAGAGCAUGUAAUUUUUUUAAUCCGCUAUUGAUCUAGUAACAGAUGCGCCCUGUUUGAUUGACAGGCAGUGAAUGUGUUUGUGCUGAACAUAGGCGUGUGUGUGAAAAUGCUCACACUAGUGCGCACCUGAACGGUCAAAUACAUUUCAAAAUUCUGCCAGAAUGCCUGUCUUUGUGAGGUAUUCAUGUAAACACAGAGAGUGAUGUCUAAAGUGAAUGUAAACAGAGAAGAAAAAGGUGGAUUUGUAUUAAAAUGUCAGACUUGUAAGUAUAAAUGUAAGCUAAUAGACCUGCUGCUGUCUAGCGUGUCAUUAUAAUAAUCAAACAACCAUAACAAGAAAAUGAGAAAACACUCGCUACUCUUGACUGGGUAACUUUAGUAGCUUUAAAACUAUGAAUGUAUUAUAAUCAUACAGUGAAGACCAGUAGUAAUUCUAUACUGAAACAUUCUGAAUGUGUCCUUGAAUACUCUAAACUGCUGUUAAAAAAGCACAGAAUUUUCUUAUUUUUUUAUUUUGUUCUAUUAUUUGUAAUCUAUUUCUAUUCAUUGCUGUUUUUUAUUGUUAUUUUAUUACUGACUGUUUACUAGUCUUGAAUAAUUACUUAAGAACUUGAAACCAUUCUUCCAUAACUAACAUUAUUUAGUGUUAUUAUUUGUUGUGGUUUUGAAGCUGGUAUUGAGAAUCGUCAAAUUUCACUACCGACUACUGAAAUUUUGGUAUUGUGAUAAUGUAUAGCCUUUAUUGUUCAUGGUAGAUCUUGCUGCAAUAACAUAAUGAAAAAGUAGAUUUCAUUCCAUAGAACUAUGAGCAUCCCUACUGUAAGCGAUGGCGAUGGAGGCUUUCCUUUAUUUGACUACCAUACGUAACAAAAUAAUUAUCAUAUGACAAUAGCCUCCUCCCCUACCCAGUGCAGUUUACAUUUCAAGUUUAAGGAAAUCCACUGUUAAAAAGACAAGUAAAAAAAAAAAAGUUGAAUAAAUGCAUGGUGUUUCCAAAGCCACAUGUUGAUGGUGGGCGACCAUGGAGGGAUCCUAUAGAAUGAGUGUGAGAGAGCUGUGUGAGACAGAUGAUCUGGCCACGAGUCUGGUGCUGGAUCCCUUACUGGGGUUCAGCACCCACAAGAUGAACAUAAGUGCACCCCCAGAGAUUCGGCGAUGGGGCUACCUCAGAGAGACACUGCUGCGGUUCAAACGCACACAUGACUUCCAGACAACCUUUGAUGCUCUGCUGGAUGGGGAAUGGGUCAGUGACUAUUUCACUGGGCUGGGUUCACACCGACAGGAGUUGUUGAAGCAGCAUAUGUAUCGCUAUAUGACAGCAUUUCUGUUGGACAGUGGGGUGAACAUUGAGCCGUGUAACCGCUAUUCCUCAGAGACUAAUGGAGCCAAAAUUACAUCCACCCGACACUGGUUUGUGGGUGAGCGAGUGGAGGUUCUGCAGGGCUGCAUAGCUGAGCUGAGCCCUGAAGACAGUGCAGUGCUGCGGGCAGGAGUGAAUGACUUCAGUGUCAUGUACUCGACACGCAAGAGAUGUGCUCAACUUUGGCUGGGGCCUGCUGCCUUUAUCAAUCAUGACUGCAGACCCAAUUGUAAGUUCGUCCCUGGAGAUAAGAAUGGAGCUUGUGUUAAAGUGAUGCGACCCAUCUCACCAGGGGAAGAGAUUACCUGUUACUAUGGGGACAGCUUUUUUGGGGAGAGUAAUGAAAUGUGUGAAUGUUGCACCUGUGAGAGGAGAGGAGAGGGAUCGUUUGAGAAGAGAGACAAGUUGCCAGACUUGGUUUGCUCCAGUGUUCCAGGUUCGGGACAGAAAUAUAAGUUCAGAGAGACUGAUCUGAGGCUUAACAGAAAAAGGGGAAAUGGCACUCCAACUCCAAAGCCAUUUCUCACUGUAUCACACUCUGCCUUGCCUAUGUGGAAUACAUUUUCCCAGCGGACAAAGAGGAACACCCUUGUUUUGAGCAGUAAGAUGAGAAAGACUCAUGGGCAGAGGAGGGAGGAGCUUCGCAAACAGGUGGAGAAGAAGAGGCACAAACGUUUAUCAUCUUUGUCUCACCAUGGACUUAGGGAGCUAAGUGUUUGCCUCUAUCAGCACAGUGUAAAUUUCCUGCUAAGCUGUAGGAACCCCACAAGCAAAGAAAGGACCCUGUUGUACCUAAUUGAGAAGGAGAGAACAAAACCUGAGAGGAUCAAAAGAAACAAUGAAUCUGUCCCUCCAUCACCCAGUAAUGCAAACAAAAAUGGACCAGAGGAUAGAAAGGAUACAGAUGGAGACAUGUUAAAUCGAGACUCUGUCAUUAGGUUUAAACCAUUUACUAUUGGAUGUGUUUCCAGAAUCCCUGAAAGAGACGGCAUGAAAGCCAAGGGACGUUAUGCUGACGCUUCAUCUGUCAGAAUUGUCCACAAGAUGGCCAUUUCCUCAAGGACCAGGAACAUUCUUCGGAGUCGUCUGAGCAGUCUCCGAGCAAGCAAUAGAUCUAAACUCUCCAUAUUCAACAAAAAGCGGACCAGACUGAUCAAGCUAAACCCUAAACUCUCUACAGGCAAAAGAGAAUGCUCUGUCUCACAGGCACAAGUAGGGAGACGGCAAAGAGGAAGUGAGGUUGAAUCCAAAAAUAUCCCCAAUACUGUUUUAACUCCUGGCAAACCAAGUACUGAUAAGCAUAUACAUACCAGAGAGACUGAAACUAAUGGUGACAAAUCAUCACAAACAGAGAGCACAGUGAUCAGAGAGGCGCAGCAGAGAUUCUUUAGGGAUCACCUCAGGGUGGUGGCUGGCGGCGAGAGACACAUCAGCGGUUCCAGUGCUACUAGGGAAGGUGAUGUUAGUUCUUCUGUAGCUUUAGGUGCCUCAGGGGAUAACAAGCAAAACCACAGGCAGUCUGCCGCUUCUAGUACUGUAAGCAUUACUCCGUCCUCAUCUUCACAGUCUUUUCAUAAUCCUGUCUCUCUCCUCUCAGGCUUAAAUCGUGACCUCAGAGUAAGUCUGGUCAGGGUAGCUAUCCCAGGAGAAGCCAAGGCUGAAAGUACAGGUCAGAUGCAGGCAGACAGUGGAGGAGACAAAGUUAUCACACCACCAGCAGCAUCAGUGCUGCAAAGCAUGGAGUUAAAUGGGAGCAAAGAAACCAAUAGACAAGGUAAGAAGGGGGUAAAGGAGAUGUAUUUCACACCAGUAAAUUUGGAGAGUGCAGAUAAGUACUUGAAAGUAGCAUGUGAUAUCCUACCAUGUGCUUCAGAGAUAGACAAAAAAACAGUUAAAACGCAACCUGUUGUGAAAGAACUUGUAGAUGUGUGCGGUAAAGGUAGCCACAGUGAGCAAGAAAUUGAAGGUAAUCAAGAUAGAGAUAAUGACAUUGUAACGGUUGCAUCUGUUGAGGUCACUAUUCCGAAAAAUUCAGAAGAUACUAAAAGACAUACGCUUGAGAAUGCUUUAAUAAAGCAAAAAGGUGCAUCUAAGGAUAAAAAACAACCAAGUGUUAAGAGCACACCUGAAGUGCAAGGUAAGAAAGAGAGCGGUUGUAAGGUAAUUGUUCAAGAAAAAGAUCUAAAUAGGAAAGAAAUAACAGCAUAUUUUAGAAGCAAGACAGUUGUCAUCAAAAAAGCGAGAGUACUGCUUUCAGAUAUUAGGAAGAGUUUGAGUGGCCAGUUUAGUCAACAAAAUAAGGAUGCUAAUGGUCGCCACCCUGUACUUUUGAACUCUCCAUCCAGUUACAAGAGUAAUGUAGCUGUUAAUAUGAAGACACAAUCACCUGCUGCUAAUAAAGAGAGGAAGGACAUGGACAAACAAUAUGCGCUCAAUAAGAAAAAUGGGCACCCUAAUCAGGAAGUCACUCCAGUUAAUCAGUCAAAUAUCAGUACGGUUCAAGUGAGACGGUCUGAAAACCGUUUUCUUUCCUCGGAGCCUCUGUUGAUGAGCAGGGUUUCUCUGGAAAACAGUCCCCAGAGCAAUAUUCCCCUAAAGAAACGUGCAUUUCGAGAAUCGCUUGAUACAGACCCAGAUCAGGAUAACAAUGUUCCUGCAGCAACACAAUGUACAGAUGCCAAUAAUGAAACAGAAGCCAAGCUAUACAGUCUGUCUCCUAAGCCAAGUGACAACAGCAGUGUGGGAAAAAAAGAGCAGAAAUGUCCAAUAUCAGAAUCAAGCUCAACUCUCAGUGACAAAGUUGAUGCUGGAUCAAAAAAGUGUGGAUCAUCCAGAUUGAUCAAAAAUUCAUCAAAACAACGCUGCAGAGGUCGUCCAAGGGCACAGCCUGUAACAGUACAAAGCAAGGCUAGAGGAUAUGGAGAUAGUACAAGUAAUGUAUCUGUAGCUGAGAGACAAUUCACUAAACCUAAGAAAUUAACAUCCAGAAUUGAUGAAAAAGUGGAGUGCAGUAAGACUGAGAUGGAGGGGAGUCAAGCAGAAAGAGAGGAAAAAGUAGAAGGACAGACAACGGAAGGAUCAGGGGGCUGUGAGAUAAUGGAUAAUACAGCAGCUAACAUUACAAAUGAGUCUACCUCAAAUGUUUCUGAUGAGACAGAGGAAGAUCAGAAGCUAAACUUCAGAAUCCGCCUUAAGAGGAAAAGGGGAAAACAGUGGGAAAUGGAGAAUACGGACGAAGAAACAAUUGUGGACAAAUCAAGCCCACAGCAACGCUUGGUUGCAGUUGACCCUUUUAGGGCCAUUUUGGAUUCUGUCUCUAUUUUGAAUGCAGAAAUGGAGAGGAUUCGGUGUCAUGGGGAGGCAGAUAAUGGCAUAGGUUUGGAAAAAGCCACUAAAGCAGUCCAAGAUGUGCUGGAGCAUUGCAGAAUGGAAUGUGCACCUAAGCCAAGGAAAAGACAACGAAAAGUUAGCACACCUAAAAACAGCCAUGAUGUUACAGAAGAGCUAAUACAACAAAACCAACCUGGUCUAAAAGUUGAGGUAGACAUUGAUGACAUUAAACCAUUACCUCCAAUUCGAUUGUGCAGGAGGGCUGAAGGCAAAUGGGAGGUGCAGUGGAAAGAAGCUCAGAAACAUGAUGGGAACAAGCAAACAAAGGAUUCUGCACACAUGGAGCCAAAUAAAUUAAUAUAUGUCCCUUCUAAAAUGGCAAUAUUGGAACAAAUGCCUCACAGAAAAAUUAAAGAAGAAAAUCUGUCCCCUUGCCAGGAAGAAGUGGCAGUGCAUAUUUGUAACAAGGGCACAGAGACCUUCAAAGAUCCACUGAGUUUUGAGACUGCACCUCAACCAUUAUCCCUUUCACCUUUGUCGCUUUAUUCUCCUUGCUAUGAGGGGCUGACAGGAGUUCGUUAUGUCGGUGGCAGUGUUCAAGCAAAAGAGGAUUUUGGAGAGAAAAUGGCCUCACAGAAUAUUGAUAGGAAUGAGAGUCUUAAGACAGGAGUUAGUAAAACUGAGAGUAAAGGAACAACUGAUGCUUCCUUGAGUCACAAUUUAUUUCAGAUUAAUAAAAGUCUUUCAAGAUUGCAGGCUCUGAGUCAGCCACAGGUAUCUGAAAAAAGUGUGCCCACUAACACCAGUGUAACAUCCUCUCAGAUUCAGUCUCCCCCCAUCUCUCCCUUCACCACUGAGUGCAGCUUUAGUAAUUAUCCAGAGGAUGUCCUUGACUUUCCAUGUUUGAAUCUUGAAAGCUAUGAUCAAAUAGCAACGCAAAACAGCUUGGCAAGCUCUUUGAUGGACUACUGUUCUGGUGAACCACAUAACACAGGUUCCUUCAACAGCCCCUUCACUCAAAGUCCUACAGAUGCAUGGAAUCCAGAGACACCUUACCUGGGAUCCCCGAGCCCAGUGAGUACCUUUAGUGAUGGUGAAGAUCUAAGCUUCCCGGAUCUUGUCUUUACACAAUCUGACACAUUCUCAUCUAGCAGUGGUAAUACAGCCAUGAGUUCUGCUCCUCUUCAAGACACUGAAAAAGAUUUAUACUUGUCUGAAGGUGAGUUGUCAAAAAGUCCCACAGUGCUCCAGGUCCAGGAAGAUUCAGCAACACAGUUUCUCCGCAAAGACUUGAUAAUGUAUAAUAAUGAAUCUACAAAUGCUAAACAGUCAGUACACUCAACUGCACAUAUACAUCCUCAGGAUAAAAAGUUCAACGUCCUUGAUUCCAUUAUUAGCACAAAGACUGUGUCAGCUGAGUCAUGCUUAGCUAAAAUCCAGGAGAAAGACAAAACUCAUGGACCUCUCAACUUAAGCUCUUGUAAAACCCAACCCGUCUUUCCGAGCCAGUCAACACAAAGCCUGCCUGGUGCUGGAUCUCAGAGUAACGUGGUUACACCCUUCCAUUCUCUUCACGUAGGUAGUAAGUCCACCUCACUUGCUGACUUCCAAGGGAUGUUAAGCUCUGGUAAUACACUUUUUCGCAGCUAUGACCGGAAGCUUCCAUUUUUCCAGAACCAAAAGAAUGUUAUGAAAACUGAGGGAGGCCAGAAUGCAUGUAGAGUUUCUGUGGCUGCCAGCAACCAAAAAUCUAGCAACAGCCUGGAAAGCACCUUCACUGGUCCAGGGGCAUCCAGUUCUGAUAUUGGAAAAGAUUCUGCAGCUAAAUGUCCUAAUGCAGGGUUUUCAAGAUUGACUGAAAAUCUACAGAGAAGCACCAAGAACACCUCAUCAAAACAGUGCCCUGCUAAUCCUUGCCAGCAAAGUGAUCGCAUUCACCCUGUUUAUUUCCUCAGCUCUAGCAAAACCACAUCGAAUGCUUUCAGGAACAUUCUAGGUACAAAGCCCCAAAUCUCACAGAAUGAUAAAAAUCCUUCCUUGCCCUCCACAUUUUUAUUUUCCUCUACUCAAAAUCCUCAGUGUUACAGUACACCACAGAGCAAAAGCUCUAAAUUGGAGAAACCCCAUGCUGUUGUGGCUCCCACUCAAAAUGCUCAAAUUUCUGCAGUGUCUACUACUCUUCCUAAAACUCAGAUGUAUACAAAUGUUUCUCACUGUGAUUCUUCUGACUUCAACUUCAGCUCCUCCCUUUCACCUGCUGUAUCAAAGCACAGCAGUCCUCAACUGGGAUACAGGGAAUCCUCAACCCAUGAGAUCCCAGGGACUAAAACUCAGUCAAACACAUUUACACACAGUCAGCUUCCUCACCAGUCUUAUGUUGUAAACUUUACAGGAGAUCAUUCUGUUACUUUGGGGUACAGUGAUGAUGGUGAAUGCUUGAAUUACACUGGUUCAAGGCCUGCAAAUUACACGUACCAUUGUCUCAUGGAGCCUUCUGGAACUCAAGGAAGGCUGGUUGUAGAGGCAUGUGGUCCCUCAAACUUCUCACCUUCUCCAUCUUUGGGUAGGUUUGCAGGAUCUAAAGUCCAUGGGGGCCAAACUGGUAAAGACCCACAGCAGCAGGGGCAGCCUGGAACUCACCCAUACAAUUCUCUACACUUUUCCACCUCCCACUCGCAAAGCACCCCCACAACGGAUCGCAAGCCUAAGAGACUGAGGCUUGUGGUGACUGACGGUACAGUCGAUCUGGACCUACAAUAUACUGAUUAAAAAUGAUUGUUUGUUGUUGCAAUGCUGACAUAUAUUUUAGAGAUAAUAUUUAUUUACAUUCAAUGUGUUAAGGUGUUAUCUUUGUUUUCAUUAAAAUUGUACAGAUUUAUGUACAAUCUCCUGUUCUUAGCAUCAAAAUAAGAAAAACAGUUUUUCUUGAAAUAUUUAGUCACAAUUUUAUCAGCACACCUGCUUAAUAGUUUGUAUACUAUAUUUAAUGAAGUCUGCUUAGUAUGUUAUUAUAGAUGGUAAUCUUUCCAUGCCAGUGGGUUUUUUUAAAGGGGUAAUUCAUCCACAUUUACUCACCCUCUGUGGGUGUCAUCAUUUACUGUUGUUUCCUCUGUGGAAAAGAAAAGGAGAUGUUAGGGAGAAUUUUUUUUUAUAGCAUCAGUCACAAUUCACUUUCCCUAUCACGGUCAUCUUUAUUUUCUAUACAAUGAAAGUGAAUAGUGAAUGAAGUUAACAUUCUGCCUAACAUCUCACUUUGUGUUCCACGGAAGAAAGUAAGUCUUACGACUUUGGAACAGCAUAAGGGGUGAGUGAAUGAUGACAAAAAUUUCAUUCAUGGGUGAAUUAAGUGUUGAAGACAAAAAAUUAUAUUCUGUUUAACCUGUAGUACAUAAGACUUGCCACAUGAUGGGGAUGUGGCUCUCCAUGAUGGGGAAAUUAUUUCAUUCCCUCCUAGCAUUUUUUCAUUUCAAAGUUAUCUAAGUAGCUGUUAUUUAAAAGAUGUGACCCAUCAACAUAUGUGAGAGGAAUUUGCACAUAUGGCAACUUGCAUGUUUCAUUGGGGUUGCACAUGAAUGACUAAGGCAGGAUUCAUGUGUUUUUCACAAUCCCCCCCCCCCGCAGUCAAACUCACAAACAUUUGUGCAGCUUAUGAAAAACAUACUUUAGCGUAGCUCUCAGGUGUCCUGCAUUUGCCUAUGGGGAUUCCUGUAUCUCGCAUAAGAGAACUUUAGGGGCUGCUACAUUAAAUACACACAUGCUCUUGUAACAAUCACAAGCAUUUCUGAAUCCUAACCAGCUAUUGUCAGGGUUAUUUAUUUGAAUAACAUCCCAUCUUUAACACUCAAGUCUCCCACACUUUGCAAGCACAUUGUUAGAGCACAUUGUGUUUUAAUCUUUGAUGCAUUUUUAACACCAAACCCUAGGUGUCUAUUUCAGUUUCACGGUUUCUUGUACCAUAUUAUGUAUUACUAUGGUACAUUGGGACACAAAUGCAUAUUUGUUUAGUUGCCACGUGUAUAUCUCUAUAGAGAAAUAUUUAGUGCCCUUUGGAACUGUUCAUUGAUCAGACUCCCUGUUUAACACUUGAUAGAAUAUUGUUACAUGUACUGUAGCUCUGUAGGUCUCCAUGACCCAAAGCCAGAAAUCAUUGGCCAACAUUAUGUUGUGUUAUCUUACCUUUUUCUCAGUCCAUGUCAGAGAUUCAAGGCGUUUGUUGGUUUUUCCUCAAUUUUGUGGACAUGAGAAAGUUGUUGACAUGAGAAAGUUUUGGGCACGAACAUGUUUGUUGUAGUUGUGUUCAGCCUUGCCUCAGUCUAUAAAAGCCAGUGUAUUCAUUAUAUUUAUUUCAAUAUGUUCUUAACAUGGUGCUUCAAUAUAACUUAAUUUUUUUAUUAUUGUACUGGACAUAAUGUAUUUUACUCCAUUUUUAAAAGCUAGAACAGAAAUAUCUGUUUUUGUUCUGGUAAUUCUUGUAUGGCCAUCUUGUUUGUUACUUAGAAAAAUUGUAAGAGAUGAAAUUUUAAAUUGUUAUUGUUCCACUGUAAAAUUGUAAAAAUUAGAAUAACGCAAGUAAAAUGAAAUGAUUUUAAAAGGA